Molecule: messenger RNA, 2040 nt
Organism: Callorhinchus milii (elephant shark)
Lineage: Eukaryota; Metazoa; Chordata; Chondrichthyes; Chimaeriformes; Callorhinchidae
Product: TBC1 domain family member 24-like
Exons: 7
Coding region: 1-1962 (653 amino acids)
Source: RefSeq, a predicted model, not a curated record
AUGUUGGAACAGAGUGGUUGUACUGGUGUCCUAGACAUGCACAGCCCCAGCAAAGAGGAAGAAUUGGACCACUUACAGUCUGACAGCUCUGAGAAGCCUACAGAUGCAACUCCAGGUGAACCCCACAAUUUUCCUGAAGUGCCUUUGCUCCUCAUUACAGACGAUGAAAACUGGGGUGAAAGUAACGUAAACGACAAAGGCGAUGGGCAUUUUGUGGACUGGGAUAGAAUACUUGACCCGGGCACAUCACCUAAUACUUGCAGGAAUGUGACAUUGAAGAGCUACAAAGAGCUCAAGUACAUGGCCAGGCACGGGGAGUGGGCUGGAAACCACAAAGCAAGAGCUACGGCUUACAAUCAUAUCAUCAAAAAAGUCCAUUGCCGAACUGUUACACCGGAUGCUGAAGUCUACAGAAAUAUUGUUGGCAAAAUAUUUGGGCAAUCGAAUGCUACCUCUCAGCUUCUACCUGACUUUGUGGAGGGCUGCAAUAUGCCAACCUACUUUCUCAACGCAGAAGGCAAGAUCGCAGUGAAGAAGAUUCUGAUCUGCAUUGCUGACCAGUUUCCUGACAUUACCUACUCCCCAAUUCUGCCUGCCAUAGUUGCCCUGUUGCUGCACUACAGCACAGACGAGGCGGAGUGUUUCGAGAACGUCUUCAGGCUUCUUGCUUGCAACGAUCCCAAGAAGCGAUUCAUUGAUCAAACCUUCCUCACCCACGAGUCGUCUUGCAUGACCUUCGGCGAUCUGGCAAGCAAGUACUGCCAAGCUUCUCACAAACUGAUUGCAACACAAUCUCGCAACGCCUUUGAGAUCUACUCCGACUGGCUGAUGUGGAUUUUUGGGGACCUCCCAUUUAAGUACGCCAUUCGUGUUCUCGAUGUCUUCCUACUUGAAGGUUACAAAGCACUUUAUCGCAUUGGUCUCGCCUUAUUAAAGCAAUAUAAGCUCUCGUUGACCUCCAAAGAGGUUGAGAUUCAUGACGUCCAGCUGGACUUGCAGCUUUUCAUGACAAACAUUUCGCAGUACACCACCGUGGACCAGGUCCUAGAGAAAGCUUUCAGCAUCAGACUCUUGUCUUGCAAAGAAAUUCAUCUUCUGCAGCUGGCAAACAAGAAAGCUUUGGCACAGAAAGGCACUGGAAUGCAACAGAAGAGACCGAAUACCUACUUGGCCGUAGACAUGUUGAAUUUCCAGUCGAGUAUUGUAACUGCUCAGGAGAUGCGGAUUGUGUGGUCGUGGAUCCCGGAACGCUUUGCAUUGUUCCAACCACUUUUAUUGUUUACUACCCUGGAACAUGGAUACAGUCUGCAAAGGUUUUAUUCUCAUUGUGAGGGAUACGAGCCAACAGUUUUACUGUUUAAAACAACGAAAGGAGAGAUUUGUGGUGCGUUUCUAACAUCUGACUGGAAUGAAAGAAGGAGAGAGAAUGGACGAGGCACUAAUUUCUUUGGGACGGGAGAAUGCUUCGUAUUUAAUUUACGCCCCGAAACCAAUCGUUACGAGUGGGUGAUAGUUAAACAUCCCAAGAUAACCAAGGCUGCCCAUUCGUCUCUUUGCUCCCGCUCACCCUCAGUAACUUCUUCCCGAUUCUCUCGCUCUCCACCUUGGUCGCAGUCUCCAGGUUCUCCCCGCCGGUUCUCGUCUCCAGUACUUUGCUCAGCCUCUGACCCGACCCCAGAACAGAAUUCCAAUUAUCUGACUGUUCCGACUGUAAUGACGACUGAACGUCUUUCUCCAUUCCUCGCACUCCGAUGCUUCAAACGACCUUCGAAAACUGCCUCCAUGUUCAUGGCAGGAACUAAUAAAUCAAUAAUUAUCGGAGGUGGAAAUGGCCAAGCAUUAAACAUAGAUGCUGACUUGCACCAUGGGAGAACGCAGCGCUGUGACACUUUUGAAAAUCCACCCCUCUGUUCAGAGAACUUUCAGAUCCAGUUUUUGGAGGUGUGGAGCCUCCAGAAUUGACCGACCCUGUGCCAAGGAGGAGUAAAACAUCAGGUGUUUGAACACCACUGUAACUGAGGACAUUUCUGUUACAUUUUA